GGACAAUUACAUGCCAACAAAACGCAUAUAACCGAAAAACUAUUUUAACUUUUAUAAAUAAAGUUAGAUUUGAAAAAAAAUAAAAAAUAAAACUAAAACAAGACGGUAAAAUAGCCAUCUUUAAUUUGGGCAAAAAAAAAUUAACUCCGCGUGAAAUAGCCAUUGCGGUUAAGGGCAUCUUUUGGGACGGUUUUACCUCAAAGCGCGUAAAACAGUCAUUUUAAUUCGAGGCAGCUUGCUUUUAUCAACUGCUUCUGUUUUUAAAUUUCGAAACGAAACCCGUUUAAAAGCUAAUAUCCGCCCUCUUUUCGCCCAAACGUUUCGGUGGAAGUUAAGGGCAAGGCGAAGCUGCACAGGGCGCCAUCUUAACGAGUGGCAGCGGGAGCGAGUCGGUCGCUCUGUCUGAAGAGGAUGCUCGGGGCUGCCCGUGUUCUGCCUGUUUCUCGGUCCUGCAGCCAGGCAUGGCUUCUAAGGACCCAAAGCUUUCCACUCUAUUCCAAGGACCCCAGUGGGGCUGCCCUCUCUCAGUGCCUGUCUGAAAUAAGACCGCCGAAGGACCCCAAAGGUGACCUGGAUAACUGCCAGAGUUUUAAGAAACGCCUGUCUCGAGGAUGGUGCGAGGACCCCUGUGGGGCUGCCCUGUGGAACUGCCUGUCUCGAAGGAGAUACAGCAGUGGAACUAUGGUUUUAAAGGACCCCAGCUGGGCUGCCCUGAAAGACUGCCUGUCUCCGGAGAAUGAGGCGCGAUGCAGGCGGGAGCUGGCUAGCAACGGGGUCCUUUAUACUGGGGGCAGGACUGUGAGGACUGGCAGUGGUACUGGGAGCUCUGGCAGUGGUACUGGGAGCUCUGGGAGAGAGACUGGGAGCUCUGGGCUGCGGGCUGCAGUUCUGGUCUCUCUGUGUACAGUGGGGGGUCAGCCAGCCUUCCUCCUCACCCUGAGAUCCAGCAAACUCACAGGGAGACACAAGGGAGACGUGAGCUUCGCAGGGGGGAAGGCGGACCCAGUGGACCGUGAUGUCAUUGAGACCGCGCUGCGGGAGGCGAGAGAGGAGCUGGGCGUGCGAGUGAGAGAGAGGACAGUGUGGGGGCUCAUGAGACCCCUGAGAGACUGGUCCGGGAUGGUCAUCGCUCCUGUAAUAGCAAACCUCGGCCCCUUGGAGGCGCUGCCUCUCAACCCCAACCCAGACGAGGACGAGCCGUACUUGAGAAACACAGAGGCAGCGGGACCGGGGACCAGUCCAUCCGUCCUUCGAGCCGCCGCUGCAAACAAGACCGCCGGACCGGACUGAGAGCGGCGAGAGAGGAGAGAGGGUCCGGUCCACCUGCCCGCCGGGCGCCGUCACCUGUGCGGGUACCCGGGGGCUCCACACACACAGGGGGGGGUGGAUGGGAGGGGGUAAAUUAAUUCUCUUGAUGACACUGGGUUACAUUUCACUGCUAGAACUUCUGAAACUAAACCACUAUGGAAUUCACUUUCCAUUUCAAAUCGCUUUUGAGUCUGUGUCCACAGUUUUGUAGAUAGUCUCAAGAAAAUUUAUCUCUAUAUAUAAUAUAGAGAGAGAGAGGGGGAGAAGAGAGAGGAGAGAGAGAGAGCAAG
This is a messenger RNA of Polyodon spathula (Mississippi paddlefish), 1598 nucleotides long. RefSeq lists its product as uncharacterized. The transcript has 6 exons. Gene Ontology annotation, molecular function: coenzyme A diphosphatase activity. NCBI's taxonomy places the organism in Eukaryota, Metazoa, Chordata, Actinopteri, Acipenseriformes, Polyodontidae. The coding region runs from base 412 to 1290 and encodes 292 amino acids. The record is from RefSeq and is a predicted model, not a curated record.